UUUAUAUUUUCAUUUUUAUUAUCGUCACGCCUAUAUUUACGUCCCCACGAACUGCUGGGCAAACUUCUAUCUUCAGUACCUGAUAGUGAAUCAUUAGAAUCAUUGGUAGCAUUAUUAGCUGAAUGGACAAAUAAGUUUCCCUACGAUUAUCGAGAUGAACGCAUGAUGAGUCAUGUUAAACAUAUCGUUGCCAGAUGUUCCAAUACACGUUUAGAAGCCAUUGUUUCGGAAAUAUUGAGUGCCUUGUUAAAACGUUUGACUGAUUUGGAAAAGCAUGAAGAAGAAUUGAGAGCAUGCCAAACAACUAAUGUCAGCACAGCUGCCGAUAAGUCUGAUUCGAAUCUAUUUAGCUGUCCUACUUCUACCCAAUAUGCUCAAAUUUUAUGCCGCAUUGAAAAGAAACUAGCCAAACAUAUUGGACCAGAAGAGUUUGUACAAUGCAGCAGCAAUGUUCUGUUGGAUAAACAGAAAAAAUGGGACCAACCAUCAUCGUCUGGUGGACCACCAGGUGCACAAGAUCCCAAAAAGACAUGCAACUUGGAGACAUAUCUUGAUUGGUCAGCACGUUUACGUCUGUUUGUGUGCAACGAAAUAUUACAGUGCAGUGGCAUUCACGAACGCAGUAAAUGUGUUGAACUAUGGAGUGGUGUUGCUCAAUAUUGUCUCUUGGUGGGAAAUUAUAAUAGUGCCACAGCUAUAUUGGAAACACUGGAAUCACCGCCAAUAGCACGUCUAAAAAUAACGGUAAGUAGGGCAUAA
Molecule: messenger RNA, 759 nt
Organism: Musca vetustissima
Lineage: Eukaryota; Metazoa; Arthropoda; Insecta; Diptera; Muscidae
Product: ras-GEF domain-containing family member 1B-A-like
Exons: 5
Biological process (GO): Ras protein signal transduction; positive regulation of GTPase activity
Cellular component (GO): plasma membrane
Molecular function (GO): guanyl-nucleotide exchange factor activity
Source: RefSeq, a predicted model, not a curated record